AUGACAGUAUCUAAAUAAAAAUUUUAAGAUAAAAAUCUUUUCUAUCAUUUCAAUUUGAAUUAAAAUAAAUAAAAUAAUAAAAAGUUUUACAUUCUGAACUUAACUUCUUAAGCUAGUGCAAAAUUUAUCGUACAAAGCGGGAAAUCAUAAAUAAGUUAAUAAAUUUUUAAAUAAAAACUUUAAUCACAAUAUGAACUAAUAGUUCAGGAUUUUGUUGAGGAAUUAUUAAAGUUUGACUGCUUAUUAAAGUAUCUAGAAAAUAAAGUAAUGGAAACACUUUACCUAAAAUUGUUAUUGUAUAAUAACUUGAUUCAUCAAAGUGAAAAAUCUUUAAAUGGUUUACAUUUUAACAAAUAAUUAUUUAUUUUAUGUUAAUAAUUAUAUGAGGUUAAUAAAAUCUUAAAAAUAUAAUUUAAUUAUAAACCUAAUCAAGCUAUUCAUAGAUUAUAUACUUUUUUUUUAGGAGAAAUAAUAUCUAAUUAUCAUAAAUCAAUCACAUUUUAUAAGAAUUCAAAGUGCUUUGAAGAUGAUACACAAAAAAUUGAGUAAGUAGGAAAUUUAGACUUAAAUAAAAAAAACAUUCACUAUGCAAUAUUAGAAUUAGGUGAUGAUCUGCAAAAUUUAAUUUUGGUAGGGUAAUCUCAAAAUUUUUUUGAUAAUUACGGAAAAAGUUUUGAAAGAAAUAGAUUAUUUGAACAUUUUUUACCAGAUUGUUUGAUUCCAUAUCAUAAAUUAUUUGUGAAUCAAUUUUUAGAAACUGGAAAAAAUAAAUUUAUUUAAGUUUUUUCAUACAAUUUUAUAAUGAAUCCUUAACAUAUAUUAACCACUGUUAAAAUGUAUCAUUCUGUCACAACUUUGUUCAAAAGCAGAAAUAUCACUUUUGCUGUAUUUUUACAAUAAGCUCCCCUAGAUCAAGCUUUUUUGUUUGUUGAUGGAAAAAAUAUGAAAUGUACAUUUACAAAAAAUUUAUUGAUAUAAGUAGGAUGGUCAGAUGAGGAUAUUUUAAAUGAAAGGAAAAUAAAAGAAAUUUUAGAAAUUUAAAUUUUAUAAAUUUAUCCUAAUUUUUAAAAAGUGAUCGAAAAUUUAGAAGAUGAGAUCCUUUUAAAGUCGAUAGCUAUGCAUUUUCCUGCGGCGCUAGAAAAUAAUAACAUAGUUUCUUCAACCACAGGAAAAUCAAAUUUGAAAAUGCUAACUUAGGAAUGUGAUAUAUUAGUUUAAAAAAAGUAAAUAGGUGAUUUUUGCUACUUUUUAAUUAAUAUUGUAAAAAUGUUUACAUCAAACAAAAAUAGGAGAUAAACUAAAAUUUAAGAAUUAGGAUAGUUAUAAAUUGGCAAAGAAAAUAAUUUAGAACUUAGAGAUGUAUUUAUGGAUUGUAACCUAGAUUCAUAAGAGGAUUCACCUCAUAUUGGAAACCUAAAUAGUGUAAAUUUUAUUAAUUAGUAAUUAAUGGGAUCUCUUUAAAAAAUUAUUCAACCAUACCAUUUAUAAAUAAAACCUUAAAUAUUUGAUAAUAAUUUUCCAGUACCUAAGUCGAGGAGAGAUGAAACUGGUAAUUAAAGUGAUCAAUGUUUAAUUACUUAUAGAAAUAGCUAAAUAAAAUAAAAUACCAAAAAAAAUAGUAUUUAGAAUUCAUAAAGCUUGUAAAGCAAAGAAGAUUAAAUAAAUUAAAAAAACGACUUCGUUUCUUUUUAAUUAAACGAAAGUUCAAAUGAAAUAGAUAAAGUUCAUCAACAUUAUGUAUUACUCAAUAACAUCAUAUCAACAAGUCCUUAAAAAUAUUAAUAGAAAUUUAUGUUUUUAUUUAGCUUUUGGCUUUUAUUUUUUAUUGUAUUUAUAAUUAUCCAAUAUGUUGAGCUUCAAAAUGAUUUAGAUGCCCUUUUAAGUUAUGGAUUUAUGACAUCAUUUUAUGCUUCCAUAAUGGGGCCACAUGAUUUAUAUUUCUCUAUGCGAAUAACAAUAACUGCAUAUUAACAAAUGAAUAGGGAAGGUUUUCUUCCUAACAGUGAAUUAAAAUAAUUAAUCGAACCUUUUUAAGAAACAGUAGAUUUGGGCUACAUUGAAUUAAGAAGUAGCCUUUACGAUUAAUUGAAUAACAAAUAUAUCCAAAAAUUUUUGGAUGAUGUUAAAGUAGUCAUAAAUUUUAUGGGUAAAAAUGAAUAAGAAAUAUAUCCAAUUGAUAUAUCUUUUCGAGAUUCUUUAUUGGUAAUUUUGCAAUAUUAACAUGCUCAAAUGAUAACUUUACAAAGACGCGAAAGCACUAGUGGUAAGCCAUUUUAAGUAUCUUUAUUUGCAAACUACUUCAUGCUGCACAAAGAAUGUGAAAAAUUAUCCCAGCUCAUGUAUGAAUAUGCAAUCUUGAUGAAUCAAAAUUUUAAUCAAAAAUUAAUUUUUAUAUGGGUAAGCUUUAAUUUUGCUUUAAUAAUCUUUUACUUUUAUUUGUAAAAUUUCCAAAUAUAGUUUUUUUCUUUAUAAGAUAGAUUUGUAUAGCUUAUCUUUUUAGUUGAUGAACAUGUUUUGAAACGUGAAGUUGAAAGAUAUAAUAAUUUGAUAAAUUCAAUUAAUUUAAAUUAAGAUGUAUUAUUUAAAUAUGAUCCUCAUCAAAAAUUACAUGAACAUUUAAAUUUACCUUUUCAAAAACUAUUAAAUGUAAAUUAGAAAUAAAAACAGAAUUAUUAGGCUGUUAAUAAAACUAGAAGUUUCAUAAAGAUCCUUAAUAUAGGAUUUCUUGUUUUAAUAUUGUCAAUAAUUCUUAUUUUUGUUGUAAUAAAUAUUGUGUCCACUACGUUAUUUUUUAAUAAAUAUGAUGAAACUAUUUACUUCUAUAAAUAAGUAUUAGAGAUGAAACUAAGGCCAGGUAAUUUAAUAUUGUACAGAGAAACAUUUUUUAGAUGGCAAAACUUCACCUUUCUAACAGAAAAUAAUAAAUUGGAGCUUUAUGAGUUAGUUAAUAAAGCUCAAUUUGCAAUUUAAAAUUACAUCUAAACAUCAAACACAAUAGAUUUUGAUCAUUUUCUAAUAGAUUAAAAUUUCAUUGAUNUAAAGUGAUCAAUGUUUAAUUACUUAUAGAAAUAGCUAAAUAAAAUAAAAUACCAAAAAAAAUAGUAUUUAGAAUUCAUAAAGCUUGUAAAGCAAAGAAGAUUAAAUAAAUUAAAAAAACGACUUCGUUUCUUUUUAAUUAAACGAAAGUUCAAAUGAAAUAGAUAAAGUUCAUCAACAUUAUGUAUUGUUAUAAAGAAAUAUAUUAAUUACUUAUUAAUUAACAAAUAAAAUGAUUAAAUGUGAUAGCCAAACAUUUAUUACUCAAUAACAUCAUAUCAACAAGUCCUUAAAAAUAUUAAUAGAAAUUUAUGUUUUUAUUUAGCUUUUGGCUUUUAUUUUUUAUUGUAUUUAUAAUUAUCCAAUAUGUUGAGCUUCAAAAUGAUUUAGAUGCCCUUUUAAGUUAUGGAUUUAUGACAUCAUUUUAUGCUUCCAUAAUGGGGCCACAUGAUUUAUAUUUCUCUAUGCGAAUAACAAUAACUGCAUAUUAACAAAUGAAUAGGGAAGGUUUUCUUCCUAACAGUGAAUUAAAAUAAUUAAUCGAACCUUUUUAAGAAACAGUAGAUUUGGGCUACAUUGAAUUAAGAAGUAGCCUUUACGAUUAAUUGAAUAACAAAUAUAUCCAAAAAUUUUUGGAUGAUGUUAAAGUAGUCAUAAAUUUUAUGGGUAAAAAUGAAUAAGAAAUAUAUCCAAUUGAUAUAUCUUUUCGAGAUUCUUUAUUGGUAAUUUUGCAAUAUUAACAUGCUCAAAUGAUAACUUUACAAAGACGCGAAAGCACUAGUGGUAAGCCAUUUUAAGUAUCUUUAUUUGCAAACUACUUCAUGCUGCACAAAGAAUGUGAAAAAUUAUCCCAGCUCAUGUAUGAAUAUGCAAUCUUGAUGAAUCAAAAUUUUAAUCAAAAAUUAAUUUUUAUAUGGGUAAGCUUUAAUUUUGCUUUAAUAAUCUUUUACUUUUAUUUGUAAAAUUUCCAAAUAUAGUUUUUUUCUUUAUAAGAUAGAUUUGUAUAGCUUAUCUUUUUAGUUGAUGAACAUGUUUUGAAACGUGAAGUUGAAAGAUAUAAUAAUUUGAUAAAUUCAAUUAAUUUAAAUUAAGAUGUAUUAUUUAAAUAUGAUCCUCAUCAAAAAUUACAUGAACAUUUAAAUUUACCUUUUCAAAAACUAUUAAAUGUAAAUUAGAAAUAAAAACAGAAUUAUUAGGCUGUUAAUAAAACUAGAAGUUUCAUAAAGAUCCUUAAUAUAGGAUUUCUUGUUUUAAUAUUGUCAAUAAUUCUUAUUUUUGUUGUAAUAAAUAUUGUGUCCACUACGUUAUUUUUUAAUAAAUAUGAUGAAACUAUUUACUUCUAUAAAUAAGUAUUAGAGAUGAAACUAAGGCCAGGUAAUUUAAUAUUGUACAGAGAAACAUUUUUUAGAUGGCAAAACUUCACCUUUCUAACAGAAAAUAAUAAAUUGGAGCUUUAUGAGUUAGUUAAUAAAGCUCAAUUUGCAAUUUAAAAUUACAUCUAAACAUCAAACACAAUAGAUUUUGAUCAUUUUCUAAUAGAUUAAAAUUUCAUUGAUUUAUUUGUUAACAUUAAUUAAAAUAAUCCUUGCAAAUUUAUUGGAGAAGUAAAUUUUUAAUUAAAUUAGAAAUUUUAAAAUUUAUCAUAAAUGUAUUGUGAAUCAGCGUUUGAUGGAGCUUUUUCAAAAGGAAUGAUAACAACAUUAAAUUACUUGUCCAAUUUAAUAAAAUCUUAAUAAGCCCUCAAUAAUUUUACUCAUAGAGUAGAAAUGUAAUAUUAUGAAUUGGAAGGAUCAUAAAUUAUAAGCAGAAUAUUUUCUGUCUUAGUUAAUCAAUUUAAUAAAAGUUUGAAAGGAUAAUUUAUAGAGAUGGAAAUUUUUUUUACAGUAUCAAUUAAUUAUUUUUAGGCAUUAUCAAUAGCUUUUGCAAUACUAACAAUAUGUUUACAAUUGUUGCUUUUUUUUUUUUAUUCUCCUUAUUUAGGUAGAAUAAUGAAAAUAAUUAAAAGAGUAAUUUACUUAAUUCCUUUUGAAUCAUUGAUGAAUAAUUCAACAAUAGAGAGAUAGUUGAAGGAAUUAAAGUUUAAAUUUUAAUGA
This is a messenger RNA of Paramecium sonneborni, 5129 nucleotides long. The record is from the annotation of a GenBank genome assembly. NCBI's taxonomy places the organism in Eukaryota, Ciliophora, Oligohymenophorea, Peniculida, Parameciidae.